AUGGACCAUAUUGUCCUGGAGCGCGUCGCGCCAAGGAUAGGAGCUCGGACCCCAAUCUUCUCGGCCAAACAAUCCGCCGUAGGAGAAAAGUUCCCUUCAAAAGUUGGAGAGCUUUGCGCUUCUCUUUCUGCACCACCACAGCAUCUUCUGCUGCUUUAG
Messenger RNA from Plenodomus lingam JN3, 159 nucleotides. NCBI's taxonomy places the organism in Eukaryota, Fungi, Ascomycota, Dothideomycetes, Pleosporales, Leptosphaeriaceae. The record is from RefSeq and is a predicted model, not a curated record.